GCCCUUCCUUCUCAACACAACAAAGAAAACAAACCAACCAGAAAAAAGUGAAUAGAGAUUAAAGAUUUUGUUAGUUGAAUAUGUCAAUGAAGAAGAACUCGGCAGGAUCAAGUUCCAACUGCGUGUGGGUUGUAAUGGGGUUGAUGGUGCUGAUUGUGUCGCUGCAGUUUGCUCAAGUUGAUUGCCGAAUCCUAAAAUCGACGAUGGCGAGUGUUAAUGCCACCACCACUAGCGGAGGAUGCAAAGGUGGUGAUGGGGCUGAGGAGGCAGCAGGAGGAAUGGCUAGCUUUGCUGUUUCUUCUAACUACAACUCGAGCAGCAGUACGGAUCUUCGUCCUUCUAUGAGGAGCUUGGCGUUUAGAUUGGCCUCUGGACCUAGCAAAAAAGGCCCUGGCCAUUAGCUUAAUGAAUUCCAGCUUCUCUCUCUCUCUCUCUCUCUCUCUCUCUCUCUCUCUCUCUAGAUCUCUCAUUCUUUUGUUGAUAUUUAUACGUUCAUGCUGCACAAAAGUAUGACUUUUUGGAUCUUUUUUUUAAUCCGCCUAGGAUUUGCACACGUAUACCUGUAAUUUUCAGUCUUAGUUCAUCAUACAAUGGCACAAUUACGCAAUCCGUAAAACA
Molecule: messenger RNA, 618 nt
Organism: Pyrus x bretschneideri (Chinese white pear)
Lineage: Eukaryota; Viridiplantae; Streptophyta; Magnoliopsida; Rosales; Rosaceae
Exons: 1
Coding region: 81-401 (106 amino acids)
Source: RefSeq, a predicted model, not a curated record